Pelodiscus sinensis (Chinese soft-shelled turtle) is the source of this 2739-nucleotide messenger RNA. The record is from RefSeq and is a predicted model, not a curated record. Lineage: Eukaryota; Metazoa; Chordata; Testudines; Trionychidae.
AAAAGGGAAGGGGGUGGAGAUGGGGCUAAAUGGCAGAAAAGCCUCCUCUUUAGAACAAGAUAUACAGGGCUCCCCGAAAGAGCAUGUCUGCUCUUCUGUGAAAAAAGCAGAAGAGCAAAUGCAGUCCCUGGACACAGCGGGGUUUUUUCCAGGAGACUUCUGGUUUCCCCAAAACCCUGUAGUCUAGACAUACCCUUUAUUUCUCUGCUUCAUUUUCUCAACUCUGCCCAGAGCAUAAUUUCCCUAUCUCCCCCAAAUUCAAACCUUGGGGAUUGUUUUUUUUUUAUAAACCCCACUGCUAGGAUGGGGAAGGUCUGUGGAUUUGGGGCCUUUCCCCCAAAUACCUGCCUUUUUCUUCUAGUGCAGAGUGAGUGAGCAGCUGAAGUUGGGGUUCCCCUCAUGUCUGGACUCCCCGUUGGAGGUUUUGUGUGUUUAUUAUUGUCAGUGCCUGUGGGGGUUUGUGUUGUUUGCCUUUUACCCCCCAUGGCUCCUGAUCAUGAUGCUUGUACAAUAUGGAGUUGAGUAUUCAAAAUGGCGUUUACCACAGGACUCCAUUUUGUUCUGAAAAAUUAGAGCAUCAGAGGCAAGGCGUGAAAAGCUGGUUCAAGCCAGUUGAGCUGCCUUAUAACUGACGUCACCUCAGAAAUCCCCCACCACUCGCUCUAUAUGAGGGUGACCUCACCACAUUUCUGUGAUUAGACCGUUUGCCUCCUCAUCCUUGGUGCACCACACUGAAAAGGGGAAAUGGGACAUCUGCUUCCUCAGGUGAUAGAUCGUGUCACAGGUCAGGAACCUGAUACCUGUAGACAGGGAACAGAAAAAUAUUUGGCUUAUUUGAUCUGUUGGAAUUUCUCCUUGUAUACACUCCUCAUGACAUGUGACUGAGGGGAUUGGGGGCAGUCACAGUGGCAAACACACCCUGAAUGUGCUGUUGGAGGAAAGGAGGCUGCCCCUCAUCCCUGUGUCUGUGCCUGUAUCUGAAGCCGAGCCCCUUGAACUUGAGACACCAAGGAACACGUGGGAGCAGUGACCCAGGCCCUGGAGGAUGCAGUGAGCAGGCGCAGCGGUAGUGAGACAAGGUCAGCUCCCAGACUAAUGAGCUAAGCGACGCAAGAUAUGGGAUGAACAUGGACAGCCCUUGGUGGAUAAGGAACAGAUGCUUAAGAGAGAAGAAAACAGAGAAGGAAGGAAUGCAGAGAUUGGAGUACAACAACAGUGCAAUUAAAUCAGAGUAGACGUGGCUAAUCUCCAACAGUGAUGAGAGUCUUCUCCAGCCCCCUGGGAUUGGGCAGGCCCCGUUUCUCCAGCACGAAGGUGAUGACGGGCGCAGACAUAAGGAGGAGCAGGACCAGGCUGCAGCGGGUGGCCCAGAUGGUGAGGGACAUGGCCGGCCCUGCAACAUGGAAAAGGACUUGGAGAAAUUCCCAGAGCUCCCCCUGGACACCUCAUGGACAUAGUUGUAGAUGGCCUUCCUCGCCAGGGCCUGCUGGCUUGAGAUCUCCUCCCCAUCCUGACAGAAGAUGAUGCGGGUGGCCAGAGCCUUAGAGAUAACGGAGCACUGGAGCAGCAUGGAGCCCCCCUCCUGAGUGGACGUCAGACUCAGGUCCCUGCCUGGGAAGUUCCUAUGGCAACGCGGUGGUGGCUCUGUGUGUGUAGCCUGGGGAUCCUCCUCCUGGUUCCAUGUGCUCUUUCUGAGAUAUUCUCCCUGGCUGACUCCUCACACCCCGUGGUGGGAGUAUUUGGCCGGGAUGUGGUGUUACCCUGUCAGCUCUCACCUCCGGCCCGUGUGCCAAACAUGGACGUGCUGUGGAAGAAAAUUGACACAGGAUUAACAUCAGUUCAUGACUACUUGGAUGAGGGUCACAAGGACCAGCCGGGGCAGGGUUACCAGACCCGGACAGAGCUGUUUUUGCAGGAAUUCAGCAGGGGGAACGUCUCCCUGAAGCUGAAACAGCUCCGAGUGGCAGAUGCUGGGAAAUACCAGUGUCUUGUGAGGAACCCAGACUGGACCCAGGAAGCCAUCACUGAGCUACAGGUUGCAGCUGUGGCUCCAGUGUUCAUUGAUGUGCUGGGCCCUCGGGACCAGGGGAUUGGACUGGCCUGUCGAUCUUCAGGCUGGUUCCCCAAACCCGAACUCCAGUGGGUUGGGAAGAAUCAGCAGAAACUAGAAAUGGAGAUUAAGACCAAUGUGACUCAGGAAAGGGAGAGCCUGUACGGUGUUGUGAGUCACGUCACUGUCACUGAAAGGGAAAACAGUGGAGACAUCAUCUGCAUAGUGAGGCAUGGCCUGAUGGAAACCCAGCAACAAUCGGCCAUUUGCCUCUCCGGUGACGUCUUCCCCCGAGAGUCUCCCUGGCUGGCUGCAUUCUGGGUAUUGUUCACUCUGGUUCUCAUUGCUGCUGGAGCUUGUGCAUAUCGUGAAUAUAGAGUGAAGCGAAAAAAGAAGCCUGCUAAAAAAGAGGCUCUGCUCCUUCUUGAGUCUGGGAAGAAGACCUUGGAAGCAGAAUUCCAGGAGCUGCUUCAGGUUCAGGAGGCUGAGAGGAAGGCCUUUGACUCAGAACGCCAGGAGCUGCAAGAGAAGUUUGAGACCCUUGAUAAAGAGAAGAAGGACCUGGAUUUAGAGUACCAGAAGCUGCGUGAGAUACUUGGUAAGUUCAUCCACCUCCCCAGUAGAGCAUCCAAGCCGAAGCUCCCAGCCCCAGGGUGCUGAGCAGAUCCAGCAGCCCCUACACCACAGGG